AUGGCCGACGAGCAGACUUUCAUUGCCAUCAAGCCCGAUGGCGUCCAGCGUGGACUCAUUGGCCCUAUCAUCUCCCGCUUCGAGAACCGUGGCUUCAAGCUCGUUGCCAUGAAGCUCACCUCCCCUAGCAAGGAGCACCUGGAGACCCACUACUCCGACCUCUCCAGCAAGCCCUUCUUCAAGGGUCUUGUCUCCUUGGCCCCAUCUGCGCCAUGGUCUGGGAGGGUAAGGACGUCGUCAAGACUGGCCGUACCAUCCUCGGUGCUACCAACCCCCCUGGCCUCCGCUCCUGGCACCAUCCGCGGUGACUUCGCCAUCGAUGUCGGCCGCAACGUCUGCCACGGCUCCGACAGCGUCGAGAGCGCCAAGAAGGAGAUUGCUCUCUGGUUCACUCCUUCCGAGAUCCUCAAGUGGACCUCCGCCCAGGCCGCUUGGGUCUACGAGUAA
Molecule: messenger RNA, 447 nt
Organism: Penicillium chermesinum
Lineage: Eukaryota; Fungi; Ascomycota; Eurotiomycetes; Eurotiales; Aspergillaceae
Exons: 4
Coding region: 1-447 (148 amino acids)
Biological process (GO): UTP biosynthetic process; CTP biosynthetic process; GTP biosynthetic process
Molecular function (GO): nucleoside diphosphate kinase activity
Source: RefSeq, a predicted model, not a curated record